UGAUUGAAAACAAAUGUCAUGCGUACAUAUCGUAGACAGUACUUCAGGCAUACUUGUAAAAAAAUUUGGUUGUGAUACGUUAAUUUCUCUCAGUUUUAUACGCCUUUGAAUAUGGAAGAAAACAAAGUGCAUUUUAGGCCUUUUCUUUUAUCGGAAAGGCAAAAAUGCCACACAAGCGGCAAACAAGAUAUGCGCUGUUUAUGGCGAAGGUGCUGUAUCUGAAAGAACUGUGCAGAAGUGAUGCGCUAAGUUUAAAGCUGGAUUUCAAUCUUGAAGAUCAAGAAUGCCCGGGUAGGCCUUCCACGACAGAUGAAGAUCAGAUUAAAACACUGAUCGAGAAUAACCCACACUAUACGACACGUAAAUUAGCAGAAAUGUUGAAUAUGUCAAAAUCCACCAUCCACGAGCAUUUUGUGAAGCUUGGCUACAUAAACUGUUUUGAUGUAUAAGUUCCUCACGAUCUAACAGAGAAAAAUCUGAUGGAUCGCAUUUCCAUUUGCGACUCGCUCUAUAAACGCAAUGAGGAGACACCAUUUUUGAAGCAAGUGAGUGGAGAUAAAAAAUGGAUCAUUUACAAUAAUGUUGAGCGAAAAAGAUCUUGGGGAAAGCGGAAUGAACCACCUUUAGCCACCCCAAAAGCCAGUCUUCAUCCAAAGAAGGUCAUGCUCUGUGUCUGGUGAGAUUGGAAAGGGAUCCUGUAUUAUGAAAUUUUAUCAAACAACGAGACAAUAAAUUCAGAAAAGUAUUGUUCCCAAUUAAACAAAUUGAAGACAGCAAUUGAACAAAAACGUUCAGAAAUAGCGAAUCCGAAGGGCGUCAUGUUUCAUCAGCACAAUGCGCAGUCUCAUGUACCUUUGAUAACUCGACAAAAGUUGUUGGAGCUCAGUUGGGAUGUUCUAUCCCAUCUAUAUUCACCAGAUCUCGCGUCCUCUGAUUUCCACCUAUUUCGAUCAUUACAAAAUUCCCUUAAUGGAAAAAACUUCAACUCUUUGGUCGAGGUAAAAAAUCAUUUAGAAAAGUUUUUCACUGAAAAACUUGAGAGAUUCUGGAAGGAUGGAAUUUUCAAAUUGCCUGAAAGAUGGAGAAAGAUAGAACAGAAUGGCACCUAUAUAAUUUAAUAAAUGUAUACUAA
Atta colombica is the source of this 1132-nucleotide messenger RNA. Its product is annotated as histone-lysine N-methyltransferase SETMAR-like. The transcript has a single exon. The record is from RefSeq and is a predicted model, not a curated record. Lineage: Eukaryota; Metazoa; Arthropoda; Insecta; Hymenoptera; Formicidae. Bases 165 to 449 code for a protein of 94 amino acids.